This is a messenger RNA of Caenorhabditis auriculariae, 10030 nucleotides long. The record is from the annotation of a GenBank genome assembly. Lineage: Eukaryota; Metazoa; Nematoda; Chromadorea; Rhabditida; Rhabditidae.
AUGAGCUCAAGUAGCUCAAAAGAAACUGCGAGGAAACUUGUACAGAGAAGUCAGCCGCCGGGCGUUCAGAAGAACCACCGAAGAAAUGACCAAGCGCGCGAACUUUAUUUCCAACCUCAACCUGGACCUUCUCAUCCCAAACCAGGUUCUACAAGUAUAAAAAUCUCGCUAUCAAAAUCGCUUUUAGAUUCACAAAACCUUCACAGUGAUGUUGAAGACGACGAGGAAAGUUAUAUUCGAGACGAAGAGGUUGGUUGUUUUUAAUGAAAAAUUCAAACAUUAGGCUUAUCAAUUUCUUUUAUUUUUCAAGCAAUGGGAUAUUUUUCAAUAAAGUGCUCAAAGUAAUUUCGUCUUAGUUGAAAACUCAAUGAUUCUAAGUAUCUUCAAGUAGUGAAUUAAUUAAUUAUACGACAAUCCGCGAAAUAAAAUCGAAAGCACCAUAAAUGUAAAGCUUUUUCAUUGAUUAUAUGCUCAGGAUCAACGAAAUUUUUAACAUACAAAUAUCAACGGUCUUCAAUGAUUAGAGAAGCAAUUUUGAUUUUUAAGAGCCAGAAGUUUCCGUUUUCAUUUUUCUUUUCUUUUUUUUUUCAUUAAAAUAAACUCUUUUCCAGAUUUUAUUCAGUUUAGAAUUUUCAAUUUUUCAUGAUUCAGAACACAGUCGAUGUAGAUGAUGCCAUCACGAUUCUUCUUUCUUCGCUUCAGUUGGAAUAUAAUCGGAGAAGGUUUGAAACUUUUCGUUCAUCUUUUCUAGACAGCUUCUGCAGAAAGGCAACGGACCUCGAUGACGCUGAACUGCGUAAAGUACACGAUAAAAUAGAAUCGGUUAUAUCAAGAGAAGCCGACGACGUCAGGUAACUUGUCAAAAACUGAACAUUUUUUGAAAAAAUUCACGACUUUGAGGGUGGUACUUGUCAGCUUUUUUUCUCUCCAAUUUAUUGAGGGAUUUUUGUCUGAUCGAGCAAUUUGCACUCUAUAGUUUGAAACUGAAUAUUCGAAAAAAAAAAAAUACAAACGAAGGAGAAUAUUUAAAUUUUGAAGAAAAACGGAAGCAGAAUAGAAUAUGUUGUUUUAAAUGUAACUUCCAUUUUUUUUUUCAGGAGAAGGCGUUUAAAAAGAGCGUUCCACACGUCAAAUUGCGUCCGUGAGCAGGUGAAGAAAACUCAAAAAGCCUCUGAUUUUAUUCGAAAAUUUUUGAGAUUUACUAUUUGCGGCGAAUUCCUCCCAGUCCCUCGCCCACAUAUGUCCAUCGGCUGGCAAACGCUCUAGACACCAUAGUCAAGGAAUCAUUUGACGAGGAAUAUCGCAAAGUCGCAACCGUCCUCGGUUUUUUUUUUUCAAAUUUCAUUCCAAUGAAUCUCGGGUGUUCCAGGGCUCGUCGAGGCACUCGCAGAAGCUCUUAUUCUCGAACUGCACGUUUUUGGCGUUCCGACUGUUAACCAGAACGAGCAUCGGUGUAUUAGAAAAUACAUUGCAAAUGCUCUCACGAAUUUGACUUUUGGGCAGGUUUGUUCCCUACAGUAAAAUUUCCAUUCAUAGGCAAAGUCGGAAUGGGUGGGAAAAGGCUCCAUAGAAAUUUUCCUUUACGGGUGAGAAAGGUUCCUUUUUUGCUACCUUUUUUGCACCAUUUUAGCUGCCUCUCCCUUUUUCUAAUAUUUCUUGAGCCCUUAAAAUCCCAGAAAAAAUGGAAGGGACUCUUUUUGCUGCCUUUCUGCACCCUUUUUCGAACCUCUCCCAUCUAGCGGCCAUUAUCCGCCAUUCCGACUUUGCCCCAGUUUUCUCCCCGUGUUUUCAAGUUUUGAUUUAUUUCGAAAAAAAUGAAAAGGGCCUGAGGCAUGUUCAAUCUAAUAAAUCAUUAUCAGUCGAUUUUUCGAAUAAAAAUUAGUUCAAACAGCGGUAAGAAACUGGAUUCAGACAUUCGCUCGUAGAACGUCAGAUCCUAGGAGGAUAGCAAGAGUAAAAAAAAAAAUGAAACUUUAGCCGAAGUUUUUCUAGAAUCACUCCUCUCAAUGCUGUUUGCAAAAGAAACUUCAAAAAAAGGUUUGCAGAUUCACUCGAAACGAAAGCUUUGCUUAUACACUGAAUUCAUGCGCACCAUCAUAAGAAUCAUCCUGGAAGCCCCCAAUUUGGCUCAGGUCAGUUGAAGGGACUUGAUCCUGUAGGCUUUGGGUUGAAGGUGUACGCUGGCCUGGUGCGAAACUUGAGUUGGAUGGCCGACGACGAGAUGACCUCAGCACUCCGGCCGACGGUCCGCGCCUUGGCCGUCGCUGCCGUCAACGCCCACGCUGUCAACGACGACGGUUGGUUCAUUUAUCUCUUGGCUGUGUUCAAGUUCAAUUAAAUCUCCUUGAAAAAGACAAAAUAGUUACAAAUUUAUUCAAUUAAAACAAUUUAUUUUGUAAUUUUCAAUCACACAUAGACAAAGUGGAAAAGGGUUCAUAGAAAUGUUCCUUUUUUGUGUCAUUUUCUCGGCCCUCAUGCACCAUUUUCGCUGCCUCUCCCUUUUCCCACCAUUUUUUGAGCCUUUAAAACCCCAGAAAAAUUGAAGGCUCGAUAAAGGGACUCACUUUGCUGCCUGUCUGCGACCUUUUUCGAACCUCUCCCUUUUAUCGGUCAUUAUCCAUCAUUCCGACUUUGCCCGAGUACAACUUUUUUCUGAAAUAACUCCCUGUUUCUUAGUUUUCCUACUGACAUCUCUUGAUCGAGUUAAUCUAAGUACCAGUUGGCGUUUAAUCUCUAAAGAAGAAAUUCGCAAAAAAGUUUUUCAAUGAAGAGCUGUGGGUUCUGGCUGAUUUUUCCUAAAAUUUUCCCUAUUUUUGCUUUUGAGGCUGUGAGAAGGCAACCCUGUCCGCUCUUUGGAACUUGGCCGCUCACUCGCAGGAAAACAAAAGAGCCAUUUGCGACACUCCGAACUGCCUCGCCGUCCUUUGUCGCCUUCUCACUCCCGACUCUAGAAUGACGGUAUUUUCAUUACAAUAACACUUUUGAAAUUCUAUUUUUCGGCUGAAAACACAAUGGAAAGUUUUUUCAAUGCUCUUUUCAAGAACAUUUGGAAGAUUUAGUUGAAUUAGUGACUUCUAUGAUUGCUGAACUCGGAUCUUUGAACAGUAGCCAGAAAGAGAUUAAUUUUUCGAAUCCCCAUUUUUUUAAAAAGAGAAAAAAAAAUUGAGAAAAGUCGGUAAUUGCAUUAUCCGAACUCACGGACGUUUUGAGACAUAAAGGUGCUUUUUAUGGCCUCAACGAUACUCCCCGAAAUAAAGUUCGGAAACCCUGAAAAAAAUUAUUUUUUCUCGUAAUCAGGCUAGCAUAACGCUAAUAAUUACAGGCGAUCGUCGAAAGUGCAACUGGGAUUCUGAAGUACGUCUCGCAAUACUUGCUUCACACAUCUACUCAUUUGGACGUGAGAUUCUUUUCGAAUUCAUCCUUUCUUUUCGAAAAUUCGAAAAGUUACGUUUAGGUUAAAUUGUGUAAGGGACAAAGGUUUUUUUAAGAAAUCAAAAAAGAAUUCAAAGAAAAAAGAUAUAGUCUGUUCUGAUCCAAGUUAUCGCUCAAGGAAGUGGAGUUUGCUGCUUGGAAUUCAAAAUUUGAACAGACUAUAUUUGAACUCUAAAAACGUAUAUUGGCCCUAUAGCCUUCGCCGUAGUCAUAACCGUUCGACUUUCACGAAACCUCAAGGCAAAAAUCUUGACUCAGCGUUCUCUUUGCAGAUCAGAAACGAGAUGGUUCUGAGACUGGUUCAACUACUGGGAAGUGCCUCUUUCACCAUUGUCACGAACACUUUGGGCGCCAUAUCCAAUCUUAUUUCCAAAGAUCCGCAUCUACAAGUUUGUCUUUUUUCUUGUCUAUCGAAUGCGCACAAAGCAGAGCCUUUUUAAGUUACGGUUGGGAACCAUACAUGGCCAAAUAAUUAUUGGAGGUAUCUUGAAUUUUGAGUCGUUACUACCUCCCUAAGGUUCAAAUCUGUGUCUUUUGUUGCCAAAGGUAUCUCCCUGAUCUUAUCAUUUUUAUCCGGUUUUUUGGUCCAAUUUUGUAAGUCAGCCUUUUCCUCCUAAACAAAUUGAAUCCUCUACUUGCCCGUGUAUGUUGGGAACUUCCUAAAUAUUGGCCAGAAUACCCCAUAUUGUGGAAAAUGAUGUUACUGGACGUUUCGAGGAUAGUUUUGAAAGUUUACAACUUCGUAGUUUUUGAGAAACGAGUUGUCAUAGACUGUUUUUUUUUCUUGAAAAAUGAAAAUUCAUUUAUCUAAUUGAGUAAGUGUGGAGAAAUCUUCUAACAGUGUGACCGCUUCGCGGGGCGGGGCGCCCCGACCCGGGUCGCCCCGGUCUGGUUAGCAGCUCUGGCUGUUACAUCAAGGAGUCUUUCGGCCAAUUUUCAGGGAAUUCUCGAAUGUUGUUAGUUCAGCCAUAAACUUCUCAGUUUUCCUUUGAAAUUUAUGAGCAACCGUUUUUAUUUUUCAAGAACGUUGUUCGUCACGAUGCGACCACGAUAAAUCAGCUGAAUGCGCUGCGGAAUUCUUCUAGAGACGACAUCAGAAACGCCGUGAAACAUGUCUUGAACGCCGUAAAUCAGCCCUCGGGGCACACUAGAUUCGGAGGUAAGAAGCCUUCCAGGAUACCAUCCCAUUGUGAGUUUCUCUAGAAAUGGCGUCUUCUCUCGGGGAACCAAUGAUGAUGUCAUCGUUGGGGAACGGCGCGCCGCGGCUUUUGCCUCUCCGAGCAGCUCGCGCCUCUCCUGGCAGGUCCCUCCCCUUCUUCUCAUUUUGAAUGUUAAUCGAGAAAUUCCAGAUUUGGCCUCGGGCAAUUUUCUCCAAUGACAGGUACACCUCAAAGAUCUUCUACACUUCCGCGGAACAUGGCGCAAAGUUAUGAUAAAUAUCCAAAGUUUUUUUUUUGAUUCUAACUUUGACUUUGAGCCCACGUUUUCAGCCCAAAUUUUGCACCUCUAACCAAUGGAAACUCAGAAAGAAUCAGUCAUCAACAACUAUUUCAGCAAACUCUACCGGAAAAUUCUCGGCAAGAGGUUCGUUCAAUUCAGAGAUUGUAUAACUUGAAGAAAAAUAGAAUCAUCCAGAAUCUUAGAAAUACUUUUCAAAUGCAAUUGAAUUUUUGAGAACAGUUGGGGACCUUCCAGAAAGGGCUUUUGUAGGAAUGAUUCCUACAGAAAAUCGACAAAAUAGUGUAGAAAAACUUCAAAAUAAGCUAGUAUAAGUAAAGUGGUCCAACAGGAAUUUCGGUCAGUUUUCUUCUUUUCAGGGCUCUAAUGAGACGAAACGGCUUACCGUCUCCGACGUAGGUUUUUUACUCGCUCGAUGAAAAAUUUACGCCCUUAUUUUUUUAUAUGAAAGUUAAAAUUUUGCAGAAUGAACAAGAAGACGAUGUUGUUUCUUAUGAACAAGACUUGGAAAUAUCUGAAACAGCGGGUGUGACCAGAAACAACAGCGCUCAUUCGUUGGGAAGCCAAGAUCCAGGGGUACUGUAACGAUAAUAUUAUUUUCUUUAUAAGUGGCGACUGUGAAGCAGCGGUAUUCUCACGGGAAAGAGAGAUCGAUAAUUUUUGUUUAACUAAAUAUUUUUAUAUCCAUCAACUUGGUGAAAAACAAGGAAUGUAGCAUCACAAAAGAACAUUUUAUACUGUUAUUCUUUCUAACAAGGAAGGUUAUUUUAUUAUUUUUCGCUGUUGGGAUUUUCUUAAAGUCAGAACGCUCCUUGUUGUACCAGAUGCAGAUGCUAAAAAUCUCAACCUGCUAAACUUUCUACUUUUCGAGAAAAAUGAACCUCAAGCCCCAAAACGUCCUAUUUCAAUAAAAUUUUGAACGUUUUCUUCGACUUGAAGGUGUCUUUUUUCAAAAAGUUGUGCUGGUUGAAACUUUCAGAAUUUUCUUAGAGAGCGUUCUGGCCGAUUAUCAAAGAACCGCACAGUAAAAUCACCUUUCUUGUGAGAUUUGUCUUUCAAUAAUAAUCUUGGCGAAAGAUAUAAAAGUUCAGCAUUCUUUUUUUGUGAAGUUCAAUGACAUUUCUCAUUUUCGUUUGCGAUUCUUGUAAUUUUCAGAGUUUGUUGCAAGGCAGUGGUUUUAACAGCACGAUGAACACAGCGGCGAACAGCUCGCGGAUGUCGCCGGUCUCCUUUUCGGAGCUGCCAGCGUCGCCCACCAUGUGCACCGCCUUCUACGGUCAGCCGAGCCGAGGCGGUUCGCAACUCUUCCUAAUUUUCACCAAGGAACUUUUUUCGUUGCAGGACUCGAAUCGACUGGCGUCCUGCCAAAUCAAACCGUUUUCGGCUCGUUGCAAGUGAAGACGCAGCACGGCGACGCGAGUGACGUCACGCGUAACAGUGGCGGAUCCGCGACGACCGUGACUCGCGGCGGCGACUCGACGCGAACGACGAUCAGCACCGGAAACGCCGACCCUGCCUUGCCAAGCGUCGGUUCGUUUUUCCAGCUUUUUUAGUGGCGUCCUAAGCGCCACAGACUAAAUUACUUUAUAGAAAAAUUUUGGAGGCUUUGGAAAAAUUAUUAAAUAUUUUUUUCGGAUCAAUAAAGUUUGCUCCAUCAAUAAAAUUGCCUGAGUAAAGGGGGAAAUAAGGAAGAAUAUAUCGGAGAAUCCGAAUUAUUGUUUCGAAAUUUUCUCGUUAUUUGUUCAAUAUGGCUCUACGAUUGUCUGUAGAAUGGUUUUUUGAAGCUAGCGAUUCGACGACCGCCCCACUCGAAGAUCUCAUCACUCCGAAGUACAACACGAACAAUGAAAUGUUGCGAGAUUCACUACAAACUUCCGAAGAGAUGAACUUGCCUAUCGAAACUGUCAGAAAGACGAGCGUCACCGCGUCCAACAACACAGACUUGGAUAGUCCCGGUAGGGUUUUCAAAUCUAAUGGGAGGAAGACGUGAUUUUUAAGACGAUGUUUUACCGCCUUUGGAGGACGACUAUGCAAUUCUCGAGACCAACAGCGAUUUACUGACGAAAUCCAUUCAAGAAGAGAUGCCGCAAAAGUUGGUCCCUCACGUGGAGAUGUCAAAACAGUCGGUUUCCAGCACGUUGAGUCCAGGCCGGUUCAAACAACCGCGCGCUGUUGGCGGCUUUUUGUCCAGUGUCGCUGAGUCUCCCCGUAGUCGCUAUCACACUCCGGCGUCGUCAGUUCCACCUCACCGCAAUACUACAGGUUUCAAAUAAUUUUCGAUGAAAAUAUUCCACGGCGUUUUUCUUAGUAAAAGAAAAUGCGGAAACGCUCCCAAGUGACGUCAUGGGAACGGCAGAGAAGUCGGCUCUAAGAGCGUAAAUAAGAUGUCAUAUUAAAGGCGCAGGCCAUCGUGUUGCCAGGGUCUUUGAGACGAAUUGAAUUCGCAUGUUUAUGCGCGAAAGCAACGCACACGAAACACGACACUUUACGGAGAAAAAGUGGGCGUGGCGUCGUCGAAAAAAACCAUGAUUAUAUAUACGAGUCUCCGUUUUUUUUUUUGUCUAACUGCUUAUAUGAAUCCACUGCUUGCAGAAUCGGACCGGCUCCUCAUGGAAUGCAUAAUGUCAGAAAUGCCACAAGCCUCUGGUUUCUACGGAGUUACUCCCUCUCUACCACGCCCAUCUCCUUCAAAAAACGGGCUGGCCGAUCGCCAAGAGCUCAGCGAUCGCCGGCCACUCACAACCCUUCCAGCAACUUCUCUCGCACCUAGGAGGUCCUUCAUCAUUUCUAAAAUUUUGAAAGUUUUCUGAGUAUACUGUUCGAAUGGAUUGAAUAGUUUUGGGUCGUUUAACUGAAAAUUAUAGAAAAAUCGGGUGAGACCUUGUUUAGGUUCUCUUUCAAUCUCAAAAAAAAGGCAAGGGCUUCAAAAAUGUUCCCAAAAUCGCAGAAAAGCUGGAAUCAGGGGUUGAAAAGAUGGAAAACGAUCUUUUUUGUAGCUAUAUAGAAGAUUUUUCGAAGACCUCAUUCGCCUGAGAAUAACUCGGAAUGUUUGCAGCUCACAGAUGACUUCAACUCGUUCACUCUCUGAAGAACACCAAGAUGUUGAAGCUCUUUCCCACGUUAUGCUUCAUGAAUCGGUUGAGAGGUUCGUUUGCAUCAAGGAAAUGCGGUAAAAAAGAGCUUUCGCUGCAUUUCCAGCUAUACAGUUAGGCAAAAAAACAGAACAUCGCUUUUCCGGAUUCAUUGCAAAAACUUAAAUUUUAAAGACCACUCAUUAAACUUCCAUUUAUCUUCCAAGCCAAAAAAAGACAGAAAUAAUUAGAUAAUUCAAUUGAAACUUAUUGAAAUAAGAACAAAAUUCAUAAGAACUGGUUGCUAAAUUUCCGCUAAAACCUUGAAAGCGUGAGAAAAUUGAAGGAUCAACGCCUUCAGGCUUACUAAAUAUUGCAAGUUCCACAGUUUGAUGACUUCAAAAAUUGUUAUUGCCGUGAUUAAAGUGAUCCCGUGAAAUUCAAAAUAGCCGUCAGAGAAAGAUAAAGAUAACUGAAUUUCGAAGAGCCAGAGAUAAUUUUGCACGGCAUUAGGUUCUGCUAGGUUUAUCACUACUCUUUUUCAUAAGUCUACUGAAUAGUGACAUUAUUACAGCCAGCCCGAUAGCGAGGACAGUUUUGGCUCGGGAGUCUUCUGCACGAACGAGAACGCUCUUUCCGGCGGAGGCCUGGGUCGUCCUGCUAUGGAGCUGGACAUGAGCAUCCCACUCGACUGUUACGAUGACGACGUGGAAGACGACGAGGAGAGGACCCAAGAGGCCAUCGUUUCGACAGACAUGACCAUCGACUGUUCCAUUCUUAGGUCCAUUUCUAGAGCCAACGAGAUUUCCUGUAGCUCAUCUUUUUUUGAAACCUCGUUUUUCCAUUAAGGCCUUUUUUGAUGUUCAAAUAUAACAAGAUUGUUUUGAAAAAUUAGCGAUUCAUUGGAAAUUCCUGCCAAAAAGUUUCACCGCUCAUGUUUCACCGCUCGUGGAAAAAGUUUCACCGCUCGUGGCGCGGUAACUUUCCAAUUUCACACAUCUCUAAACGCUCAUUUUGCGGUAUUUACCGAAAUCGAUCAGUGGGAAAGCCUGGAUGACCAGAGCAACCCUAGAAAUGCCGAAGUUCACAGGUGCGAGCUCCCGAACGCUCAUUUUUACCACGAUUCUACCGAAUUUCUCCCACGGGAGAAAACCUUGAGUGCCUGAAUAGUGAUCUUUAGUUUUUCUCUUUUCUAAAUAUCACCUUCAGGCAACCGCCAACUCACGGGUCAAUGUCUACCAAGUGCCAGGACUCGCGACUACGCUCCCGUGCUGCUCAUCGCGCUCUGGCCACUUCUACCCCGAAAAAUUCAUCUUCUUCCAUAACAUCGGACGUCACUUUUUUCCCGCCAAAGAAAACGCCUUUGGGGCCGAAGGCUUUUUCUUCUCGUCUACCUUUGCCAUCGUCGUCGCCUUCUCGCAAAAUUCUUCCAGACAAAGUUUGUGUGUUGCCUUUCGAAGUUUAUUUUUUUUUGUUCCAGAAAAUCUCACCUCGUACUGCAAAAAAUCCGUCAACCGUCAUUUUCCCCACAGCUGCUCAACCGAAGACGCGAAAUUUCGAAGCAACCAACAUGGCGCUGCCGACUUCGAAGGCCACAGACGCAGAGAGCAACGAAUUGGAACCUAAACGCAGCACCGAAUCUACCGUAACUACUGCGAAGUCGGCCAUGGUUUCCCCAUACAACUAUCAGAAGCCUCUCAUUGUGAGUUCUGUUCAUUCUCACUGGUUCAUGUAAAUUCAGAUUAGAGACUACCUUUCCGUUAUUUGUUUCGUAGUGUUUUGUUUCUUAUAAUCAUGGAGCACAGUUUUACAGAAAAAAAAGUUGAUUCGUAGAAACUGAGCGUUCCAUCCUUUGAUUCGAUUUUAAACAGUUUUUUCCUCUGUAAACUACUUUCAGAAUAAUGUAACUUUCUUAGGUAAAAGCUGAAUUUUCAUAGACACCAUUGAGGACCCUAUCAGCUCCCAAAGUAAAAAAACGUUUUCAGGUUUCCGAAGCAGAUGGAUCUGAGAGUAAACCUACUACCACCGUGCAGCCCAACACCAAACAGAUGCUUGUCACUACUGUUUGA